AUGAUAGUAAAUUUAUCAAAGAAACAAAUUACAUAUUAGUUAAUACAUCUAGACAUUAAAACUACAUUUUAUAAUGAAUUAGUCUCUGACAUGAAUAGCUUUAAAGAAAAGUCUAGUAAAAAUGAUGGACCCGGUGAAGAUGAUGACCUGUUUGACGAUUCUUCAAUUAUGGCUCAUUUUGAAAAUAAUUCGUUUAAAGACAGAUCUAACUUCUCUAAGAGUGUGAUUAACGACUCCUUGAAUAACAGUAACAAUCCUUUAAAUAUCAGUGCUCUGUGCUGCGAUGAAGAGAUCAGUGGUUAUGACCGGCUGACAGGCAAGACAUGGAUAUACCCCACCAACUACCCCGUCAGGGACUAUCAGUUCAACAUUAUUAGAGCUGCUCUGCUGAAAAACACUUUGGUGAGCCUGCCCACAGGAUUGGGUAAAACCUUCAUAGCCGCAGUGAUAAUGUACAACUUCUACCGCUGGUACCCGCUUGGCAAGAUUGUGUUCACUGCCCCGACGAGGCCACUGGUGGCUCAGCAGAUUGAUGCCUGCUACAACAUCAUAGCUAUACCUCCUAAUGACACCAUUGAAAUGACAGGACACAUGCCUGUUAACACUCGAAAACUGCACUGGCAGACAAAAAGGGUAUUCUUCGCCACACCACAAGUCAUCUACAACGAUAUCAAGUCCGGUAUCUGUCCGGGCGACAAUAUACGUUGCCUCGUAGUGGACGAAGCGCAUAGAGCGCGCGGAAACUACGCGUACUGCCAGAUCGUGGCCACUCUGGCUGAGAUGAAACAUAGGACAUAUAGGAUGCUCGCCUUAUCGGCCACGCCGGGGAGUAAAGUUGACGAUGUUAUUAAUGUAGUAAAGCACCUAAACAUAGCCCAUCUGGAGCUGCGUACAGAGAACUGUUUAGAUGUAGCCCCAUACAGUCACUCAAGGAAAAUCAACACUGUUGUUGUGCAACUGGGGCCACAGCUGACACAGCUGAGGAACCACUAUGUUGAGAUUUUAGAUGGGUACGCGAGAAGACUGAAACAAAUGAACAUUCUGCCACACAACGUCGGUAACUUGUCGAAGGGACGCAUUGUCAUGCUGUAUAAAGAAUACCAAGGGAAGGAGCGGGGGAGUAGGCACCCACAACACAACUACAUAAUGAAAGACUUCACCCUCCUAAUAGCCCUGUACCACGGGCUAGAACUCCUCGUGAAGCACGGCGCUCGAGUUUUCCUCAACUUCUUCGACGACCAUCCCGAGAAGUCCUGGCUACAAGCCGAUGAUAGGCUUACGGCGUUGCUAGAAAGGCUGCGCGACGAUUUAGGAGUGAAUCCUAUGUCACUAGAUACGAGUGUUCUACCGGAUGGUUCGUUUCCUGAUAUACCUAAAGACCUACACUUUGGCCACCCUAAGUUCGACAGACUGAAGGAAAUCAUGCUGGAACACUUUCAAGCCGCGAAACGCAACGGGCAGGAUACGAAAGCGAUAGUAUUCUGCGAAUACCGCGAGAGCGUCAACUUGGUGCACUGCCUGCUGCUGCAGUGCCGGCCGCUGAUCGUCCCGCAGAUGUUCGUCGGACAAGGCGCCUCGGGCAAGGACAACAAGCCGGUGGUGUCUCAAAAACAGCAGCUACGCGUGAUGAGACAGUUCCGCGAAGGCGCGUGCAACGCUUUAGUCGCGACUUGCGUGUGUGAAGAGGGCUUGGAUGUCGGCUCGGUCGAUCUCAUCUUGUGCUUCGAUAUCUCUACAGCGUCGCCAGUGCGCCUCGUGCAGAGAUGCGGUCGCACCGGACGAGAGCGCGGAGGCAAAGUCUUCAUCUUAGUAACAGAAGGCAGAGAACACCAGACUCUAAUGGACUGCAUGCGCCGCCGAGACGGCCUCAACGCCAAAAUCCUUCAGUCCAAGGAAGUGGCCACCAACCUGUACAAGGCCAACCCUCGCAUGAUGCCGCACGACCUGACUCCAGUGUGCCAGAAGAUGUUCAUCACCGUGCAGAAGACUGACACUAAGGAUACGGCGAAAGCGCAGACCGAUAAGAAUAAAAAGAACCAAAAAGACUUGCGUAAUAUGCUUACGGCUGGUUCGAGUACUUCUACGUCCACCAGCACUGUUGAAGGAGGCGGUUUCAUCACGGAGAGCGAAUUCCAGGACAUCUUUCCGGACGGGUAUCAAGAAACUGACCAUUUGCCUCAGCAUAAGGAAUACUGGGCAAUGGACAAAGAAACAUUCAAACAAGCAACACAUGGGGAAGGGAAACUGAAUCUGUCAACGUGGUUAGAAUGGCAAAGGAACCCACAGAACACGGUGAAAGUCGAACAUUCGACCGACACCCAGGUUUUAACGUCCCUGCUGCAGUACAGUGACGCGAAGAGAUUUGAAUUACCGCCUUCGACGCAGAAUCCUACAUUUAGUACGCAGAAUUUGGCAACACAGAACUUCUCUGUACCCACUCCAGAAAAACCUAAACUACCUAAAAAGACUAAAAAAGCCCCCGUGGUCAAGUCUCCUGUGAAAAGGUGUGGAGGGGAUAUCAGGGCCCUUUUUAGCACAGCCACGAAAUCUACUAAAAAUUAUACUAAACUAAUUAACGAUCUGGGCAUCCAAAAUGAUGGAAGCAUUCCGACUAGUCUGAUUAACUUACUAGUGGAUCUGAGGUUAGACAAUGAAAGUGUGCGAAGUUGCCUUAUAUGUCAGAACAUAUGCGAUUGUGCCUUAAUUGAAAACAUAAGGAAACAUAGAAAAAAGUUUCCAAAUGUUGAUUUGAUUGAUGAUUUGGAUGCAGAGUCGCUUGUGGUACGCGAAAAAACUAUAAACAAUAGUCAAGACUUGUUUGAAGAUUACAAGGAUAGCACUUAUAUGGAAGCUAAUAAGAAUAAUUGUAGUAAUUUUGAUCUGGAAUUCGAUUUUGGCUCCCCCGAAGAAGCUGUUACUGCCGACAAAGCAGUCGAAUCAAUUGAAAAUACUGACAAACGUUUUGAUCUGGGUGAUAUCGAGGAGAUAUUUGCUGACAGUAGUCCCGAAGAAGCCAUUAUCAAAGAAGCAGAAACUAAAAAUGACAGUGACCCGAAACAAGCUUUAGGUUUCUUUGGUUUAGACAGUAUAGAAGACAUUUUUGGUGAAUCUGAUGAAAGCAGAUUAGAACCAUCGCAUGCAAAAGAAAAUAAAACGGAAAUCAAUGAAAAUAAUAAUCACGUUAUAGAUCAAGUUGAUAAAUUCAAAGUGCAAGUAACUGAAUCAGAAAUCGUGUGUCCAGUGAGCCCAUCAAUUUUAUCAGGACAAGUGAAAACGUCAAAGAAACCGGAAACUUCACCCACUUCGCCUAUACUUUGCACUCAGGCUCGGAAAUUUAAACUGAGUACAAAAAGAAAUCAGCCAAAAAGUUCCACGCCAUUAGGUAAUGCUAAGAGGCAGUUGAUACCCCCUGCGACGAGUUCAAGUAGUAAAUUAAAUCAACCCAAUAAUACAAAUAUGAUAUCUAAUCAAUCAGGUUUAAAUAUGAACAGUAAAUCAGUGAUCGACACAACAAAUAAAAGUAUGUUUACGAUAACGCAACUUGUCGAAAUGAUCAACAACAAAACAGAUCGUUCAAUAACUCAAACUAAUAUUUCCAAAGCUUUAGAGGAACCUAAAGUAAUGGAAAAUGACGAUAGAAGUACAUCACCUAUUCUUUUAACACAAGCUGUCAGAAAGAGAACUGUACAAAGUUUAAAUAAUUCGAUCAAAAGUAAUAAUUGUGUAAUACUUGACAAAAAGGCUGAAAGUCUAAUUGUACUAGAUAGUGACAGUAGCAGCGAUUCAAAUGAAGCCACUCAAAUGUAUGAUAUUGAAGACUUAAAAAAUGACACUGAUUUCAAUCAGUCUAAGGUUAAAGAACCUUACAUAAGUCCUAUAAGUAACAAAAGAAAGUUAUCUGAAGAAGACGUCACUUUAAAUGCGUCGCCAUAUUUUAAUAAACGACAAAAACUGGAAAAUCAUGAAAAACCGCUAACACUACAAGAGAAAGUGCUUGCUGCUCUCAAUCGAUCUCAAAAACCAGAUAAUCAUGACAAUAGUAUCAACUUCAUGUUUUCACAGAAAGAAAACGAGAAUCCGCAAGAAAAUAUUAUAAGUCCGAAAGAUGAUGAUGAUAAAGAAAAGUAUGUCAACAGAAUGAAUUUAGAAAUGCUUCAAGCGUUCAGGAGAGAUAGCCAAGUGAAGAAUCCUAAGCGGCUGUUUGAAGACAGUCCGAUCAGAAAAGUGGCUUUGCAGAGGAGGCGGCUAUUGAGUGAUAGUGACGAUGACUUUGUCACUGAUGACAAAAGAAGUCAGAGGCCAAAGACUAGCAGGGACAGUCAUAAGUCAACUACAAAUCAUAAAGUAAGAAAAAAAAAAGCGGGAAAUUCGUUCCUAGAAAUAGAGGCGGAAGAAUCUGACGACGCAUCGGGCAGCGAUGACGAACACUCGGACGACAGCGUCGGAAGCAUCGCCGAGUUUCUCUGCGACGAGCCUGUGUCGCACGCAGACAUGCAGGCGCACUACAUGAGAUCUGUCACGGGUACAGUAAACGGUGCUUUUAAAAUUCCUGAGCUUCCUACAAGAUUCAAACGGGAGGAGAUAUUCUCACAAUUUGUUGAAGAAGAGGAUUCUUAUGAAAUGGAUAGCUUCUGUGUAGAUUCCCACAUCGGAUUGACACAAGUUAAUGACGUGUCCGAGUUAGAAUUAGCCGAAAUCAUCUUAGAAGAGAGAAAAACUAAGAAGAAAUCGAAACCACCAAAGCAGCAAAUUGAUACAACAACCAGUGGCGAUAGUCCUUUAGUCAUACGUAAGAAGAAAAGUAAAAGGCAGAUACAGAGCGAUUCUGAUGAUAGUAGUUAGUUCAGCUGGACUGAACAGAUUUGAACUGUGAUAUAAGUGUAGACAUACUCUAAUAAUGUUUAUUGAUUUUGAAUUGUAUACUGGUUCUCCUCCUAACAUUUUGUUUUGUGUUAUUACAAUAAUUUAGAACUUAAAGAAUAGGGUUGAACCUAUUUUGUGUAGCUUUUGAUUAAAGUUCUUAUGUCAAAAUGAUAAUUUGAAGUAGCAUUCUGGAGGACAAACCAUAGACUGUCUAAUUAUAAUUAACCUAAUGUAUGGAUAAUUUAAAUUGUUAUAAUGAUUUCUAAUAAUUCUGCAGAUAAUUUUAUGACUAUUUAUAAAUAAUCAUGUUGAUAAAGACGUGAAAAUAAAACUACUUGUUUUUAUUUUAUUAUUUAUUGAUAAACUUUAUGGGACAAUCAACUUCAGAAUACAGUGUUUUUGUACAAAUAAUGGUUGAAUAUUCAUGUCAGUUCUAUUUCAUAAAAUAAAAUUAUGUUUCCACCGAAUAGCGAAUCAUGAGCACACCAAAAACAGCUGGAAAAAUAUGUGCAUUUUAAAUUAUCUUUGACAACAAUUAAAUAGUGUGAUUAUGACGAUUAGUGUGAAUAGUGACCUACUGAAUCGGACUACCAUGAUAUAAUUUUAUUACUGUGUAUUUAUUUUGAGUUAUGAAAUGGCAGUGUGGAUUAUUUAAAUCUGUUUCGUUAAUUUUCUGUAUAUUCAGUAUUCAUGUAUUGGUACAACAUUUGAAGCCUACCAUUCAUUAUUUAUUGGUUUACACUACUCUUGUCGACGUUUUCAACUCUCGCAAGAAGACUUCCUUGACCCUUUGUCCUGUUCUGUUCAAUCAGAGUGGAUUCUUUUAAUCUGUUUAAAAGAGUUCAUCUGUAUGUUCAAUACCAAUUCAUACAAAUAUUGCUAAAAACAUUUGAAGACUUAAAUAGUCUUCAAAUGUCAAACUAGUAUUUUCUGGUUUACACUACUCUUGCCCUCUCUCAUAUCUACAUCUUUCAAAUCUCGCAUGUCGAAUUGUCGACGUCCUUGAGCGGGCGGCUUUUAUGCAGGUCUUCUAUCAGUGUAGAUUUUCUUGUCUGUUUCAUUAAAUGAGUUAAGUUCAGUAUAUUCAAGUAAAAGUUUUAUUCAUACAAUGUGCUCGCGAGGAACCCAAAUAACUAACAGCGUAUUAUUGGUCACAUUUUAAGACUAAAAUGUCACAAACUUUUCUAGGUUUCGUCAAGUUUCAGAGUUAUUGCCAAUUAAAAAAAAAACAUUUCCGUAUUGUUACUCAGUACAAAAAGUCUUCUUAACGGCGUUGAUGCGCAAUUGUGGAGCAUAGUCUCGCAGUCGUCAUUGAUAGAUUUGACAUCUAUUAGGCACUGGUCCCACCGCGAGCUACUAAGCUAUGAGCUAUCGGCUAUAAAAACGAACAAAAGAUAAGCACUCCCGUGCAAAUAAAAGAGA
Leguminivora glycinivorella is the source of this 6285-nucleotide messenger RNA. It is a transcript of the gene Fancm, whose product is annotated as Fanconi anemia group M protein. Gene Ontology annotation, molecular function: ATP binding; four-way junction helicase activity; 3'-5' DNA helicase activity. Gene Ontology annotation, biological process: replication fork reversal; interstrand cross-link repair; double-strand break repair via synthesis-dependent strand annealing. Lineage: Eukaryota; Metazoa; Arthropoda; Insecta; Lepidoptera; Tortricidae. The record is from RefSeq and is a predicted model, not a curated record. The coding region runs from base 91 to 4842 and encodes 1583 amino acids. The transcript has 19 exons.